Messenger RNA from Desarmillaria tabescens, 3167 nucleotides. RefSeq names its product glycosyltransferase family 2 protein. Gene Ontology annotation, cellular component: cell periphery; cell septum. The transcript has 17 exons. Gene Ontology annotation, molecular function: chitin synthase activity. The record is from RefSeq and is a predicted model, not a curated record. Bases 243 to 3032 code for a protein of 929 amino acids. Lineage: Eukaryota; Fungi; Basidiomycota; Agaricomycetes; Agaricales; Physalacriaceae.
CGCUACACUACCGAAAAAGGCAAUGAACUCUCUACCCGCCGAGUAAGACCUUGGCUUGACCACCGACCACCACGACCACCUUUCCUUUUCACUUUUCUUCUCUUCGUUCCCUUGUUGCCCGUUCAUCAUCACCGCAGCUAUAGUGCUUCGGCGGCUCCUAACAUUGCCCCCACGUUUCCAUUCAAGUGUGGCCGACUUGGAGUCCUACUGUUCAUCACUUUUCGUUGAUUCAUCGUCGCAACAUGUCGCAAUACCCAGAAGCCGAUGAGGCCCAGCACAGGCAUUACAAUGAUGGGUACCUUCCAUACUCUCAAACUACGACCCCAGCUCCUUACACAUCGCCAUUCGACCAACAUUACGACCAGCAACCGUAUACAGACUCGUACUAUGGUCAACAGACUCACCCGAAUCCCUAUUCCUCGCCGCCUCCUUUACCACCACUUGGAGGAUAUCCGACAUCGCCGCCCCCUCAGCACCUGGAUCCUUAUGGUGCUCCUGCAGCUCCCAUAUCCUCACCUCCACCCCACGAGUAUCUCAGUACGCCAUAUCAACAAUCACUAUCACCCCAACCAGGAGUAAUAGCAGGCGGCUCAAUCCCUUCGCUUUACAACAGGCCAUCUUACGAGUUGCGCGACGAACCCACAGUUGAAGGAGAUGACCAAGGUAGCAUUCCGUUGCUGCAGAGGCACUCUCCCGCACCACCACCGAUUGAUAUGCCAGUUCCUGGUGGCAACGGCAACUAUGGAGGGUUUAACGAUGAUGACGAUGACGGGAACUUCAUCCGUUAUGGAAGGAUUCCGCAGCGCGUGCCAAGGCGGUACAAAACUACGCGUCGGGUAGCUUUGCGGGAAGGUCAUUACGUUGUAGAGAAUGAGGUGCCAGAAAAGCUCCUCGAGCUGUGCCAGAACCGCACCGACCGCGAGUUCACUCACAUGCGGUAUACGGCCGCCACCUGUGAUCCAAAUGACUUCCAGUCUGAGGGCUUCGGUCUCCGGCAGCUGGAGUAUACUCCCGGGCGGCGAACCGAGCUCUUCAUUGUCAUGACCAUGUACAACGAAGACGAGGAGCUGUUCUGUCGGACGAUGCAUGGUGUCAUGAAGAAUGUCGCGCAUUUAUGCUCAAGGACAAGGAGUCAGACGUGGGGAAAAGAUGGAUGGAAGAAAGUCGUUGUGUGUAUUGUCAGUGACGGUCGAAAGAAAAUCAACUCGAGAACGCUCAGUGUCAUCGCUGCUAUGGGUGUCUACCAGGAGGGUAUCGCCAAGAACAUCAUCGACGACAAACCCGUUACCGCCCACAUCUUCGAAUACACUACACAAGUCUCUGUGACACCAUCUCUAAAGAUCGAGGGCGCGGAGAAGAAGCACGUUCCCGUUCAGAUCAUCUUUUGCUUGAAAGAGCAAAACCAAAAGAAAAUCAACUCACAUCGGUGGUUCUUCAAUGCGUUCGGUCCUAUUCUCAAUCCCAACGUCUGUGUUCUUCUUGAUGUUGGGACUAUGCCGGGUGUCACCAGUAUCUACCACUUGUGGAAGGCCUUUGAUAUUAACUCGAACGUUGGAGGUGCAUGUGGCGAGAUCGUUGCGCUGAAGGGCAAGUGGGGCCGGAACCUCAUCAAUCCUCUGGUCGCUGCUCAGAACUUUGAGUAUAAAAUGUCCAACAUUCUUGACAAGCCCUUGGAGUCUGUCUUUGGUUAUAUCACUGUCUUGCCCGGAGCAUUCAGUGCAUACCGGUACAUCGCUUUACAGAAUGAUGCCAAAGGCGAAGGACCACUGCAAAAGUACUUCCUCGGUGAGAAGAUGCAUGGUGCGGGAGCCGAUAUUUUUACGGCGAAUAUGUAUCUCGCUGAAGAUCGUAUUCUAUGUUGGGAGCUGGUAUCGAAACGAGGUGGAUCCUGGAUUCUUCACUAUGUCAAGUCAGCCUACGCUGUAACCGAUGUACCCGAUACUGUUCCAGAAUUGAUAUCUCAACGUCGACGAUGGCUCAACGGUUCCUUCUUCGCUGCUGUGUUCAGUACCCUGCACUUCUACUAUAUCUAUCGGAGCUCUCACACGCUCUUGCGCAAAUUCUGGAUACAUGUUGAGAUGCUUUAUCAAUGCUUCAACCUGAUUUUCAGUUGGUUCGCUCUGGCAAAUUAUUAUAUCGCAUUCGUCAUCCUCUCUGAUGCCAUGGAAGAUACUAGCUUUGGUCUCAAGGGCAUCCACGUCUUUAACGUCAUUAUCAAUUAUGCCUACCUUGGUCUUCUGAUAAUGUGUUUCCUCCUUGCGCUGGGAAAUCGACCUCAAGGAAGUAAAUGGGGUUAUACUACAGCUUUCCUUGGUUUCGGGGUGAUCACGGUCUACAUGACGUUCGCAGCCUUCUUCCUUGCGUUCAAAGGCAUUGAAGCAUUAGCAAAAUCCGAAGGACCCUUGAGCCUGAACGACUUGUUUACGAAUUCUAUUUUCAGAAACAUUGUGCUUUCGCUGUUGGCUACGCUUGGGUUGUACUUGAUCUCGAGUUUGAUCUUUUUUGAACCUUGGCAUAUGAUCACCUCGUUCAUCCAGUACCUUCUCAUGGCGCCGUCUUACAUUUCCGUCUUGAACGUUUACGCUUUUGCUAACGUCCAUGACGUUUCGUGGGGAACUAAGGGUGAUAACAAAGUCAGUACGGAUCUCGGUGUGGUCAAGAAGGACUCGGAUACGAAUGAGGUAUCGGUGGCUGCACCGACGACGCCAGAAGAGCGUAAUGCGGCGUAUGACGAUGCGUUGCAUGUGUUGAAGACGAAGCCGCCCAAGGUGGAGAGCAAGCCGGAUGCGUCGACACAUCAGGAGGAUUAUUACCGGACGUUCAGGACCAAUGUCCUUCUUGCUUGGACACUGUCGAAUGCGCUUUUGGGAGCUGCUAUUGUGACUGCGAAUAGUAAAGCGUCUGAUACGGGUGCAGCUGCUAGUGUGAAAGGCUAUAUGGCGUUCUUGUUGUUUUCCGUUGCUGCGCUUGCGUUUGUGAGGUUUGUGGGAGCGACGACGUAUUUGAUCAUUCGUCUGUUUGCUGGAGAGUAGACGAGUUUUCGUUGUUUUUUCAUUGUUCAUUGUGCGAUAUUAUUUAACGAUUUGUAUCUGAUUGACUGACGACCUAUUUAUGUCUUAAUGUACGUGUUCCUGGUCAUGAAAAGAGUGUUCUGGUAGCGAGACUGG